Saccostrea echinata is the source of this 2032-nucleotide messenger RNA. RefSeq lists its product as uncharacterized. The coding region runs from base 335 to 1129 and encodes 264 amino acids. Lineage: Eukaryota; Metazoa; Mollusca; Bivalvia; Ostreida; Ostreidae. The record is from RefSeq and is a predicted model, not a curated record. The transcript has 5 exons.
AUUAUUCCGGUGUAUUCCGAUGCUUCUUCAAAAAGAAAAUGGCCCUCAACCGGCAAGUGGUGGCGUCUGCAUAUGAGCGUAAAUAAGGAAGAACCAUUUUUUAAUGAAAAUAUUGCAUUACAUAUCGCAAUGCAGUUUAAAAUAUCGCAGUAUAUGGCAUUUAAAAAUUUCGAGCCGAUGACCCAAAUACAAGUCACGCAUCCUUUGUAUAUUGACAGUAUAUAAAGAAACGGGUCAUUUAAAAGAUGUUUUUUAAGUUUAUGAUCAUAUGUACAUGUAAUUUCCAAAUAACAAGACUUUUACUAGGGGACAGGUUUCGUGCGCUUUAUGUAUCAUGCUGGAUAUUUAUGCGGACAGGUGGAUAUCUCAAUUGUGUGUUUUAUUUUUAACAUUGCAAGGAAAUUUAUCCAUGUUACUGAAACCAGAAGAAUUUAAUCAAGGAGUAUGUGAUGGUCAGAUGUUGAAUGUUAGCAUCAAUGUUACCUGUGAAUUCAGCGAAGCUAGAGCUAUAAUACGUGGAGGACCAAUCGGUGGAAAUAUGAAGACCUACUGUAAAAAGGAAACAUGUACAAAUGGUGGAAAUUUCAACAGAAAAGACAACAUUCUAAAGGUUUCCUUCCCUAUUGUGUAUAAAUCACACAUCGGCAAUCUUCUGGAAAUAAGCGUCACAUGUUUGAAUGGAAGCGUGCUUGAAGAUAGACUACCCAUGGUGCCAUGUUUAUCUCGAUUUAAUCACUCUGUCGAAUGCAACAGUACGCAUGCGUGGAUAAUAUGUGAACACAACUCCUACCAGUUAUCUAAACAUGGAAUGCGGUUAAAAAACGCUACAACUGGAAACUAUCUGGAUAAUUGUGUGUGGCUGGACCAGUCAUCGAGAUGUAUCAAGGGGUUAGCCACAGGACUCCCUAAUGGCGCUCAGUACAUUCUACCAUACGGGUAUGGGCAUGAGAUAUUAUGUGAAAUGGAUGGACAAUCUGUUUACAACAACAUUGCAUGUAACCAAGUAAAUCGCAAGGAUGACCAGACAGGUGGACACGUAGUACAUUCUAACGCAGUACUUCUAUUUGGAUGCGUUCUACUUCCAUUCGGAUGCUUUCUUGCACUUCUCCUUCCGCAAUAUUGCUGUUAAAUAUUUCUUCAAGAAAUGUCCAUUAAUUCGUUUUAGAAAGUUCCGUCUACCUUAUCAAUUUAUAAGGCUCAUGGCGGCUGUGAUCGGUCAACAGGGGAUGCUUUCUUCUCACCUGGUCCCACCUCUGGAAUUACAAGGGUCCGUGUUUUAUCCCCUCUUUACAUAUUUGUAUUGUUUACAGAUUUUUUGAGAUCGAUCACUGUUCGUAAAAAUCGUCACCUUUUAAAUUAUUCCAAAAACAAUAACAUUUUCCAACCAUUAGGGAAACUAGAGAAAGUAGGGGAAGGUAGGGGUAUACCGGUACAUUCAGGACCGACAAUUUACACAAAGAAGUAAGAGAACAAACGGCCUUAACACAGCAGCGGAAUAUCAUGCAGAAAAAAAUGUCUGAUACAGAUUAAGUAGUUUCAACCAAUGCCAUACAUGCCAAACAAAUCAGAAUCCGUCAGGCGAUCGUGUUUGUAUAUAUAAUUCAGAACUUUAAACCUUGUUGUUUAUAACUUUGAUUAAAGUUAUAUUUCUACAUAUUUCAUACAUUUUUAUAUGAAGUGGUUACUGUUUAAUAAUUACAUGUCGUUGUUAAUUCAUUAUAUGAAGUGGUCAAUUCUUUAUAAGCUUUAGUGCAGUGGUAACUUCUUUAUCAUCACCAAAACUGGUACUUUUAAACAGUAAAAACCAUUCUCUAUCCAGAGUUGUCCUGCGCUGCGCUCCUAACACCGUUGUCAACGCUCGUUGUACAAGAUUCUUGUACAAAUGGUAACGGUGAAAAUUUAAAAUUAAAUUCGUAAAUAAUUAUUUAUGAUUAUCAUCUAUUUUAAAUUUACCAUCCCUCAAAACGAUUUAUUUUCAAAGUUUUUAGGGAACUAUUUUGCAGAGUAUAAAUUAAAAUCUCAAUUAAAAAUC